CCCUGCAGCGGCGGAUGCAGUUCCAGUUCGGAAAGAUGGGGAGCAGCAUGGACGUGCUGAAUUUUCCUGGGAAGGAAUCAAUCUGUCCAUGGAGGACACCACCUCCAUUUUGCCCCGUUUGAAGCGGAACUCCAACGCCUAUGGGAUUGGAGCUCUGGCUAAGUCCUCUCUGACAGGUGUGUCAGGGGUUACCAGAUCAAUGAAGGACAAAGUGACCAAGCCCACUGCCAUGGCUCAGGGUCGUGUGGCCCACAUGAUUGAGUGGCAGAGCUGGGAUAAACCAUCUGCAGGGCCAGAAGGGGGAGCGGGGCGCUCCAAUCUGAACCGUGAGAGGGAGAGACGGCUUGAAAAUGAUGCCUAUAGUGACCUGAGUGAUGGAGAAAAAGAGGCACGAAUGGCAGCGGGCAUUAUGCAGCAGUUUGCCAUCUCUGAGGCCGCACUCUUAGGAUGGAACUCUAUGGAUGGAGAGAGUCUCUGUGCCAACUCCAACCAGGGCAGCGUGGCUCACCUCAGUGAGGUUAACCAGGAGAGCAUCACCAGCAGAGACCAGCCAUUGCAUCAUUCCUCUGCAGAUGUGUGGCCUCACACCUACGUCUCCCAAGGCCUUUACUGUCUCUCCUCCUCUGAUGCGUGGGAGCCGAUCAGCAACGGGCCCUCGGGUGUAGCUUCUCCCGCUGCCAGCUCUUACAUCAUGGCGGGCGGGGCUUCGGGUGAGGGUUAUGACGGCUCCACCCACUAUUUGACGUUGCAGCAGCCACCGACCCACCUACAGCAGUUCCAACAGUAUCAGCAGUACCAGCAGCAGCAGCUCCUGCAGUAUCAACAGUCUUUGGAACAUCGAAUGCACAGCGCCUCUCACUCCUUACAAGCCACUCCCAACAGCACUAUUCACAGUUUGGGCCCGCCCACCCACCCGAGACUGGCUGACCUGUGGGCGGCGGCUCAGACGGAGCCCCAUCAGAUGGAGAUGCUGGGACACAUGGGCGUGACUAUGGCCGAAAUGGGAAUGGGGGAAGUGUACGGUGAGGAAUACGUAGCGGAGACCGAAUGCAUCCCAGAGCAGCAAGAGGAGGAGGAAGUCAAGGAGGAUGACAUAACACUUACCCUCGAACCCGAGCUGUCAUCUGUAACUCCCGCCCUGACCCCUCCGUCUCUAAGAGAGGACUCCACCCUACCUGGGACCAUGAGCCCAGGGCAAGCACCAGCAGAGCCAGUGGUUGAGCACAUGACCUAUGAAGUCACAUCCUGCGUCGUCCAAUCACAAGAGGAGAAAGAAGAAGAGGUGGGGGAUGGGGCUGUUGUCAUAGUGGCAACCAACUGAAGGUUUAAAUCGAGUGGCAUCCGAAAUGUGGAGCGAAUAAAACAAAACUGUUUGUGAAAUAAUCCACCAGUUAAGCUAUUGUAUACGCCCUUUUACCCCAGAUGUGUACUCGUAACGACUGUCACAUCAGGAACAAAACAUGCUCUGAGCUCUGGGCGCCUGUACAGACUAAACGCGGGAGAGUGUCAAAGCCAGGAUGAUACAUUAUAUGUGCUGCUGCUGCUGUUUUAUGGCAGGAGCGCUGGAGUCCAAGGCCGCUUACGAAUGAAAACGAAGAGUGCAAUACUGAGAAAUCAAUACAACCAAAAGAAAGUGCAUGCAGAAUUAUUAUUAUUUUUUUUUUGAGUAUUUAAGUGACUGAAUUAAUAGUAUCCACAUAGUA
Molecule: messenger RNA, 1703 nt
Organism: Carassius auratus (goldfish)
Lineage: Eukaryota; Metazoa; Chordata; Actinopteri; Cypriniformes; Cyprinidae
Product: protein FAM131B-like
Exons: 8
Coding region: 89-1321 (410 amino acids)
Source: RefSeq, a predicted model, not a curated record